AUAUAUCUAUCUAUAUCUUAUCCAUCAAAAGUUUAGAAGAAGAAGAAGAAAUGCUCCUCCACCAUCACAUCCUACCACUCCGGCUGCCGAGCAGCCGCAAACGGGCAGCGACAACGGGAAGCUUCUCGUUGUCGGACGAGUCGCUUUCCUCCCGCGGGUUCACGUUCCACCGCAGCGCAGAGAAUCUGAACCUUGAGCAGCUGAACUCAGUGUUCGCAGCGGUGGGAUUCCCGCGUCGCGACCCGGAAAAGAUCCGGGUGGCGCUGGAGCACACGGAGCCGCUGGUGUGGGUGGAGUACGAGAAGACGAAGAGGCCGGUGGCGUUCGCGAGAGCGACGGGCGACGGCGUGUUCAACGCGAUCAUAUGGGACGUGGUGGUGGACCCCAGCUUCCAAGGCUUCGGCCUCGGGAAGGCUGUGAUGGAGAGGAUCCUCACAGCCCUGUUAGACAAGGGUAUUACCAACAUCGCCUUGUAUUCGGAGCCUCGGGUUCUCGGGUUCUACCGCCCGCUCGGGUUUGUUGCCGACCCGGAUGGCAUCCGUGGAAUGGUCUACUCUAGGAAGAACAAAUCAAAAACUUAAUUAUUAUGAAAUCAAUUCUUCAUUCAUACCAACCUACAGCCUUUUCCUUUAUUGAAUUUGUAAAGAAAUACUUAGAAUAAAAUUUGUUAUGUAAUAUUAGGAUAAUGUUAUUUAUUUGAAUUUUAUUUUAAAAAUAGAAAAUAUAUUUGUUAAAAAUUUUA
Messenger RNA from Salvia hispanica, 742 nucleotides. Its product is annotated as Acyl-CoA N-acyltransferases (NAT) superfamily protein. Gene Ontology annotation, cellular component: cytoplasm. Lineage: Eukaryota; Viridiplantae; Streptophyta; Magnoliopsida; Lamiales; Lamiaceae. Gene Ontology annotation, molecular function: N-acetyltransferase activity. The record is from RefSeq and is a predicted model, not a curated record.